Penicillium pulvis is the source of this 2379-nucleotide messenger RNA. RefSeq names its product beta-xylosidase XylA (gene xlnD). The record is from RefSeq and is a predicted model, not a curated record. Gene Ontology annotation, cellular component: plant-type cell wall. Gene Ontology annotation, molecular function: xylan 1,4-beta-xylosidase activity; alpha-L-arabinofuranosidase activity. Gene Ontology annotation, biological process: xylan catabolic process; arabinan catabolic process. Lineage: Eukaryota; Fungi; Ascomycota; Eurotiomycetes; Eurotiales; Aspergillaceae. Bases 1 to 2379 code for a protein of 792 amino acids. The transcript has a single exon.
AUGCCGGCUGCAUCUUUAGCCGUGUUGGCGGCUUUGGUGCCGUUCACUUUCGCGCAAGCCAACACAAGCUAUGUUGACUAUUCAACGGAACCUCAACCCAACCUCGAUACCUGGACCCUCGCGACAAUUGAUCUUGGGUUUCCUGACUGUGCAAACGGGCCACUUAGCCACACCCUGGUGUGCGACUCAUCGGCAACUCCCCAUGACCGCGCCGCGGCUUUGGUUUCUCUGUUUACGUUUGAAGAGCUGGUCAAUAGCACCGGAAAUAAUAUUCCCGCCAUUCCUCGCCUCGGACUUCCUCCAUACCAGGUCUGGAGUGAAGCUCUACAUGGAUUGGAUCGUGCUAAUUUUACCGACGCCGGUGACUACAAUUGGGCAACCUCCUUCCCGUCGCCCAUUCUUUCGAUGGCCGCGCUGAACCGCACCCUGAUCAACCAAAUUGGAGACAUUAUUUCAACUCAAGGUCGCGCGUUCAAUAAUGUCGGUCGCUAUGGUCUCGAUGUUUAUGCGCCCAACAUCAAUGCCUUCCGGCACCCGGUCUGGGGCCGUGGACAAGAGACACCGGGCGAGGAUGCUUACUGUUUAUGUGGGACGUACGCAUAUGAAUACAUUACCGGAAUGCAAGGAGGUGUGGAUCCAGAGCAUCUGAAGCUGGUAGCCACCGCAAAGCAUUUUGCCGGGUAUGACAUUGAGAACUGGCACAACCAUUCUCGCCUGGGUAACGAUUUGAAUAUCACUCAGCAAGAUUUGGCAGAAUAUUUCAUGCCGCAGUUCCUGACUGCUGUUCGAGAUGCCAGAGUCCACAGUGUGAUGUCCUCGUACAACUCUGUGAACGGUGUACCCAGCUCUGCCAACUCGUUUUUCCUUCAGACUAUUCUCCGCGAUAGUUGGGGCUUUGUGGAUGACGGAUACGUCUCGUCGGACUGCGAUGCCGUCUACAAUGUUUGGAACCCCCAUGAGUAUGCACACAACAUUACGGGUGCUUCGGCGGAUUCUAUGAGAGCUGGUACUGAUAUUGAUUGUGGAACCUCAUACCAGUACCACCUAAACGAAUCAUUCUUCCAAGGUGAAAUUUCCCGAAGUGAGAUUGAGCGUGGUGUCAUCAGACUUUACUCAAACCUUGCCCGCUUGGGAUACUUUGAUGGCAACAGCAGUAUUUAUCGCAACCUUGACUGGUCCGAUGUGUCUACCACUAAUGCAUGGAACAUCUCCUAUGAGGCAGCUGUUGAGGGAAUCGUUCUCCUAAAGAAUGAUGGAACUCUACCGUUAUCCAAAAAGGUCAAAAGCAUUGCCCUUAUUGGUCCGUGGGGCAAUGCUACCACCCAGAUGCAAGGCAAUUACUACGGAAAUGCUCCUUAUCUGAUCAGUCCUCUCGCCGCUCUCGAAGCCUCUGAUUUGACCGUCCACUAUGCUUUGGGCACAAACAUUUCUUCGCAGUCGACUAUAGAUUUCGACGCUGCAAUUGCGGUGGCCAAGAAGUCUGAUGCCAUCAUCUUUGCCGGUGGCAUUGACAACACAGUUGAAGCGGAGGGUAUGGACCGAGAGAAUAUUACUUGGCCAGGCAACCAACUGGAGUUAAUCAAGCAGUUAAGCACUGUUGGCAAGCCAUUGGUAGUCUUACAGAUGGGCGGAGGUCAGGUCGACAGCUCCUCCUUGAAGACGAACAAGGACGUCAAUUCGCUUAUUUGGGGAGGUUACCCAGGUCAGUCUGGUGGCCAGGCUCUCUUAGACAUCAUCACCGGCAAGCGUGCACCCGCUGGUCGACUGACAACAACCCAAUACCCCGCCGAGUAUGCUUUACAGUUCUCGGCGAUCGACAUGAGCUUGCGCCCUAGCGGAGACAACCCUGGCCAGACAUACAUGUGGUACACAGGCAAACCUGUAUAUGAGUUCGGACAUGGAAUGUUCUAUACGACCUUCAAGACAUCCCUUGCGCAUUCUAAGACAGCUACCAAGGAGGCUACUUUUGACAUUGUUGAUCUCUUAUCUCGAUCGCAUGCUGGCUACAACACGGUGGAGCAGCUUCCCUUCCUCAACUUCACCACUAGUGUCACCAAUACUGGCAGUCUGGUCUCUGAUUACACGGCGAUGGCCUUUGUCAAUACGACUGCAGGACCGGCGCCUUAUCCCAACAAGUGGCUGAUUGGUUAUGACCGUCUGGGAUCGCUUGAGCCGCAAACUUCUCAGUCAAUGGUCAUUCCUGUCUCACUUGAUAAUGUGGCCCGCACUGACUCUCUUGGAAACCGCAUUGUCUACCCCGGAAAAUAUGAACUGGCGUUGAACAAUGAGCGCUCAGUAGUCUUGUCCUUUACUUUGACGGGAGAUGAGACGACCAUUUCCAAGUGGCCACUGGAUGAGCAGCAAAUACCUGCUGCGUGA